AUGGUGGAAGAAGAUCCGGGCCCUGUUCCAGAGGAAGGGGAGAGAGCACGAGCUGAAAAAGAGGCCACGUGGGCAGAGCUGCAGCGGGUGGGAAGCGCCCAAGGUGAGGCCCAGCUGCAGGCGGCCACCUCCUCCCUGCCCAGCCCACACCCACCACCCGGAUCCUCCUCUCCUGGAGUGGCCGUGCUAGUGAAGACCCCCCUCUGCUGGUCUAGACCACGGGGUGCACAUGGGAGUUCGGGGGCAACGGGGCUGGUAUGGUUUCCGGGGGCUGCAGAAACGUGCUCCCCAACUCAGGGUGAAAGACACGGAACUGACCGUCUCCCAGAUGUGGAGGCCGGAAGUCUGAUCCAGGUGUUUGGUGGGGUGGGCGGGGGCUGGCCCAGGUCCAAGGGGUCUGGAUGCGGUCCUGUCUUGCUGGGUCCAACCACAGCCCCCGCCUGGGACGCCCCUCGGAGUUGGGGGCGGAGCCUGCACCUGACCCCACGAAGUACUUUCCCUGCUGCCACACAGCCCUGGCCGACCUGUCACAAGAGGUGGCAUUUCCCCCGAAGUGAUUGGGCAGGGCCGCGGUGCAGGCCCCUGCCACCAAGUCAUGGCUUUGCUCUUCAGUUACAGGGAGGCACCCUGCCCAGGGCCAUUCUGCCACUGACCCGGGAUGUGGGGCGCAGCUCACCAGCCCCUGGCGCAGAAACCACACCACUGCUGGAGCCGCAGGGCACGGCUGUGACGCCCUCUGAAGACCCUGAAGCCAGCAGGUUCGAGCUCCAGGCAGUGGUUCCUGCAGGGGGCGGGGCCUCCCCGGAGCAGGCGCUGCAGACCCAGCUGCCUCCAGGGACCUGGACCAGGCUGGGGCAGGAGCCCUCCGUGCCCCAGAGCAGUCAUGAACAGGAUCUACUUCGAAUUCGGGCAGGAGGUUCUCAAAAGUCACUGGAGGAUGUUCAUGAGAUUGGCGGGACUAGAGGAGAACAACAUUGUCAUUUGUGAGCACGAGAACCCGGGGAACCUGCCGGAGCAGCACCACGGGAUGCUGCUGUGCUGGCAGAGCAGCUGGGGUGUGCUGCGACCCCCCUCCAGGCUCACAGCAGCCCCUCUGUGAGAUGCAGCUGUGGGAACAUCUGGGAAAUACUAUAAACAAGCUGGCUGCGGAGGAUAUCUCAGGGAGUAAGGAUGCAGAGCCCCGAACUAGUCAGCAAGGGCUGUGAGACAAGUCAGUCCGUGAGAGACAAACCAGCGGCCACUCAGCUGUCACUGGGUCAGUGGGGCAGGGCAUGGGGACAGUUACUGUCAGGUGCCAGCUAUAGAGGCCUUUGUACAGUACUUUAAGUGGUUAAUUAUAUGUUUUUACUAACUUUCUUUGCAUACUGAGAUUUGUAUCUUAAAUAGUAUUUUCACAUGCUUUUAUACUUUUUUUCAGCAGUAAAAUUUAUAUUCUAA
Molecule: messenger RNA, 1437 nt
Organism: Artibeus jamaicensis (Jamaican fruit-eating bat)
Lineage: Eukaryota; Metazoa; Chordata; Mammalia; Chiroptera; Phyllostomidae
Exons: 3
Coding region: 1-987 (328 amino acids)
Source: RefSeq, a predicted model, not a curated record